AUGUUAGGGGAUGUCUAUCAUGUCACAGGGAUACUUAAACUGCCUUAUGCUGAAAUAGAAGAGCCCUUUGAAGCCUGGUUCAACAAGACUGGAGGAAAAAGUCGGAUUCAGUAUUAUGAUGGCCAAGUUAUCACUUACCAGUUAGGCUAUGUCAAACCUUUUGGAGCCAACUUCAAGGUAACCCCAGAAACCACUGAAACAGAGGUCAAUAUUAAGGAAUGUUUUCAGAUCAAUGGAACAUCUGAGGAUCCUGUUAGACCUCAAAGUGUGUUUCCUAACUUAACAAACUUCCAGCCUGUGAGGCAUGAGCAUUACAAUGGACAAUAUUGCACAGUCUUGGAGAGUGUAUCCUAUUGGGGUAAAAAGAAGAACACCUAUAAGUUGUGGGUGGCAGAUGCUUCCCGUGGGCCUUUGCCAGUCCAUUAUGAAAUGAAAGGCUACAACACUCUGCUGGGCUCUCACUAUGACAAGUAUGAGAUAGAUUACAUCAGCUACUCUCACAGUUUCUCACCCAGCAUCUUCAAUCUCCCUCCUGGCAUCAAGUGUGCACACUGGCCAAAAGUGGGACCAGAACACAGGAUCUUGGCCAAUCCAAUGCAGGAAUUUGUUGGGAGAACUGGAGAAGUCAGCCAACACCAUGAAUAUCUGUUUCAUCACUACAAGAAAAAAUUCAGAAAAACCUACAAGAACAAAAAAGAGAUAGAGCACCGGCGACACAACUUCAUCCACAAUAUGAGGUAUAUCCACUCCAAGAAUCGAGCCAACCUCUCCUUCAAACUGGCAGUGAACCAUUUAGCAGAUCAAACACCAGAAGAGAUGGCCGUGAUGAGGGGGAGGCUACAGACUGAUGAACCCAGGAAAGGAUGGGCUUUCCCAUCUGACAGCUACAGUGGUCUCACCUUGCCGGAGAGCUUAGACUGGAGGCUUUAUGGGGCAGUGACACCCGUUAAAGAUCAGGCAGUGUGCGGAUCCUGCUGGAGCUUUGCCACAACAGGAGCUCUGGAAGGGGCCCUCUUCCUCAAGACAGGAGUGCUCAACCCAUUAUCUCAACAAGUCUUGAUCGACUGCUCCUGGGGCUUUGGAAACCAGGCUUGUGAUGGGGGCCAGGAACCACAUGCAUUUGAAUGGAUUAUGAAGCAUGGAGGGAUUGCCAGUGCUGAGGCCUAUGGGCCAUACAUGGGUCAGAAUGGCUACUGCCACUACAACCAAUCGGAGCUGAUAGCACCAAUCGCUGGCUACAUUGCUAUUACCUCCCAAAACAUCACUGACCUUAAAGCUGCUCUGUACAAGCAUGGCCCCAUCGCAGUGAACAUUGAUGCCUCCCACAAGUCCUUUGCCUUCUACUCCAAUGGCAUUUAUUAUGAGCCUAACUGUGGAAAUACAACCAUGCAGUUAGAUCAUGCUGUCCUAGCUGUAGGCUAUGGAGACCUCCAGGGAGAACCCUACUGGCUCAUCAAGAACUCUUGGUCUACAUAUUGGGGCAACGAUGGCUACAUCCUCAUGUCCAUGAAGGAGAACAACUGUGGAGUGAUUUCUAGUGCCACCUAUCCAAUCCUGGCCUAA
Molecule: messenger RNA, 1563 nt
Organism: Protobothrops mucrosquamatus (brown spotted pit viper)
Lineage: Eukaryota; Metazoa; Chordata; Lepidosauria; Squamata; Viperidae
Product: digestive cysteine proteinase 2-like
Exons: 10
Coding region: 1-1563 (520 amino acids)
Biological process (GO): immune response
Cellular component (GO): lysosome
Molecular function (GO): cysteine-type endopeptidase activity
Source: RefSeq, a predicted model, not a curated record